This is a messenger RNA of Cucumis melo (muskmelon), 1264 nucleotides long. RefSeq lists its product as uncharacterized. NCBI's taxonomy places the organism in Eukaryota, Viridiplantae, Streptophyta, Magnoliopsida, Cucurbitales, Cucurbitaceae. Bases 435 to 1196 code for a protein of 253 amino acids. The record is from RefSeq and is a predicted model, not a curated record. The transcript is spliced from 4 exons.
UUAUUUUAGAAAAUUUGUUUUACUUCAACCACCAAAGCUUUUCUUUUCAAAAAGCAAACAAAUUUCAAUGUCAUGUUUAGUAAAAUUUAUGGGUUUGGACAAGAAUUGCAUGGGCUUUUAAAGUGCACAAUAAUAAACAAAGGGCUUAAAUUCUAGGAAUUGGAAAGGAUGAACAACUGUCACAAAGCCAGAGGUUUUGGUUUAUUAUAAGAAAGAGGCCAAGGCUUUGGGUUCUCUGACACUGACUACAACAUCUUUGUUUCUCAACCAACACCGAAUCUCCACUCCAAGAUCGAGACAAGUAAUUCAAAUUUCUUAAAUCCCUUCUCUCCCCAGAUUAUUUCAUUUCUUAUAGCAAUUUCACUCAUUUUAAGCUUACAACUUGCUCUAAUGGUAGAUAUAGCAGAUUGCUGCAGUACUGAGUAGCAAAGAAAAUGAUGGCUACUUGCAAGGAAGAUAUACAAUGGAGUGGAAAUAAAAUGGACGUUGAAAAGGGUUUGAAAACUUUAGAGUGCUUAAGAGGAAGAUUGCUUGCAGAAAGACAGGCUUCAAGAUCAGCCAAAGAAGAGGCAGAGCUUAUGGGGGAAAAGCUGUUAAAGUUGGAGAAUCAGAUUAGAAAGGAAACAGAGCUAAGAAACAAAGCUGAGAAGAGGCUUGAACUCUUGAUAAAGAAGCUUGAAUCCCUCAACAAUGCUUCAACAUCAGUAACCUCAACUGCAUCAGAAAUUUCCACAAAUUCCUCACCCUCAAAGGAAACAGAAAGCCAAGAAUUAAAAUCAGAGAAACUCGUUUCAACAAUUCCGGAAAACCAAUGCCAGAAAAUUCUCAAUAUUACCACAUCCAAACAGCACGAUGAGAAAAAACCUAAUCGAAAUACACCGGAUCGACUCAAUUCAAUUCCCAACUCCGAAUCUCCGAACAAUUUCUACAUCGAUCCGCGGCAUACCUCUGAAAUCCCUCAUACAAAAGAUCAAAGUUUUUCAGUAGAAGUAAAGGAGAGAAAACAUUACAUAGAUAACUUGGCAGAAUCAGUCCCCGGAGCAGCGCCGAUGGCGAAUUCAGAGACCGGAGCGAUGAAGAUGAAGGAAAUCCAUGAGAGGGCAACAGAAGUUCAUGAUGCUCUGAAGCACAUAAGAGGAAAUGUCCAAAGCUCAUUUGAGAGAAGAAAUCACAUGAAAGCCAUAUUGAGUAUGUAAAUUAUACUAUUUUAACUUUUCUCGAAAAAAUAAAAAUAAAAGAAAUAAAGAUAUUAAUAUUUCAAGCA